Messenger RNA from Hemiscyllium ocellatum (epaulette shark), 702 nucleotides. Its product is annotated as 3-oxo-5-alpha-steroid 4-dehydrogenase 2-like. NCBI's taxonomy places the organism in Eukaryota, Metazoa, Chordata, Chondrichthyes, Orectolobiformes, Hemiscylliidae. Gene Ontology annotation, cellular component: membrane. The transcript is spliced from 5 exons. The record is from RefSeq and is a predicted model, not a curated record. Bases 1 to 702 code for a protein of 233 amino acids. Gene Ontology annotation, molecular function: 3-oxo-5-alpha-steroid 4-dehydrogenase activity. Gene Ontology annotation, biological process: steroid biosynthetic process.
AUGAUUUUCAAUAUCCAGGCUAGAAAGUCUGUGCAUUUGUACGGUAGAUACCUAACUCAAGACCACUCUGUAGUAUAUGUUCCAGCUAAGAUCGGAUGGUUUGUAAUGGAGUUGCCAUCAUUUUUAGUACCUGUGAUAUCACUUUGUCAAUCAGGCAGCCUGGACAGUACGGGGAGCAAAUUCUUAUUGUUCAUGUUCUGUGGGCACUACUUUCACAGGACAUUUAUCUACGCAAUUAGAAUCAACGGACAUCCUACAUCUCUCCCACUCAUUUUCUUUGGAUGUCUAUUCUGUACUAUUAAUGGCUACCUUCAGGGAUACACCAUGAUCCACUGCACUCACUAUGAUGACAACUGGGUCACUGACUUCAGGUUUAUCUCAGGUGUUGUUCUAUACUUUGUGGGAUUAUCCAUUAACAUUUACAGUGACAACAUACUGCUGAGCCUAAGGAAACCUAAUGACAGGGAAUAUUAUAUUCCUAAAGGUGGACUAUUUGAAUAUAUCACAGCAGCAAAUUACUUUGGUGAAAUUGUUGAGUGGUUUGGCUAUGCCAUUGCAACUUCUACUUUGCCAGCCUUUGUUUUUGCCAUUGUCACUGCCUCUUAUUUGGGUCAUCGUGCAUACAAUCAUCACAGAUACUAUCUGGAAAAGUUUGAUGAUUACCCAAAAUCAAGGAAAGCUCUGAUUCCACUCAUAUUUUGA